Chara braunii is the source of this 3142-nucleotide messenger RNA. The record is from the annotation of a GenBank genome assembly. Lineage: Eukaryota; Viridiplantae; Streptophyta; Charophyceae; Charales; Characeae.
GAUGCAUGUGUGCGGCCGCGUUCUAAAAAUUAUUAUAAGCAAAAUCCGGAGGAAGGUAUGUAUCUUGUUUAUGUCUCUGCAACAGGCAAGCCAAUGAGAAUGCCGCCGGAGAUAGAGGGAGUUGUCGCUAAAUACCUUGAUCUAUUUGAAGAGCCCAAAGGGGUUGUUGAGAGGGAGGUCGACCACGCGAUAAAGAUUAUCCCAGGAUCUAGCAUUCCGAAGGGUAGGAUCUAUCGGAUGUCUCCAGGCGAGCUUGAUGAGCUUCGCCGACAGCUCAAGGAACUUGUAGAGAAGGGUUGGAUCCGGCCGAGUGUCUCCCCUUACGGAUCUCCUGUCUUAUUUGUACCGAAGAAGGGGGGAACUUUGAGGAUGUGCAUUGACUAUAGGGGCCUCAAUGCCAUCACUAUCAAGAACCGAGAGCCCAACCGCUCAUCGAUGACUUGUUGGACCGAGUGCAAGGGUGCUGAGGGAUUGAAGCCCGAUGAUGCGAAGGUGGCCAACAUUCGUGACUGGCCGCGGCCUCAUUCUGUGAUUGAGACAAGGUCGUUCUUGGGGAUGACCGACUACUACCGCAACUUCGUCAAGAACUGUAGUAUAGCGGUUGCUCCUUUGACGGACCUGACCCGCCUUGACACCCCAUGGGAGUGGACAGACAGGUGUGCGGCUGCUUUCAGACACUUGAAGCAUGCUCUGACACACUAUGAGGUCUUGAAACUUCCUGAUCCUGACAAGCCGUUUAUAAUCACCAUGGAUGCUAGCCAAUAUGGCAUAGGCGCCGUGCUCGUGCAGCAGGAGGGGACAAAGUUGAGGCUUGUUGAGUACAUGUCCAAAAAGAUGCCUUCUCAGAAGUUGGCUAAGUCCACCUAUGAGAAGGAGCUCUAUGCGAUCUAUAAAGCGCUAACCCAUUGGAGGCGUUACCUGCUUGGGCGGUUUUUCUACUUCAGGACUGAUCAUCAGACCCUGAAGUGGAUGAGAACCCAACCUGUGCUCUCCGAUGCGCUGAAACGUUGGAUCGAAGUCAUUGAGCAGUAUGACUUCGAGCCCCAGUACCUCAAAGGUGAGUACAACAAAGUUGCUGAUGCGCUGUCACGUAGCCCAGAUUUCUGCGAUGCGCUGGUUACUGAGUUUGGGCUUGCGGACGAUGUUACUCGCACUUUGGUGGAAGCCUAUCGCGAGGACCCGUUUAUGGCUAAGAUCAUACGCAGACUCGAGACGAAGGACAAAACAACUUUUGUUGAGUUUGAGCUGGUCAACGGUCUACUGUUCCUUGAGAAGGCUGGGAAUAAACGUCUGUGUGACAAGAAGACUGCAGCCAAUUUGCUGCAGCAGUUCUGGUGGCCCACGAUGAUGAGAGAUGCCAAGCUGUACGUGGAGACUUGUCAAGUAUGUCGGAGGGACAAGCCACGUACACAGGCCCCUCUUGGGCUACUCAAGCCCCUUCCGAUUCCGGAAAGGCCCGGUGAGAGCCUGUCCAUGGACUUCAUGGACACGCUGGUCACCAGCAAGAGUGGAAUGAGACACAUCUUUGUCAUUGUGGAUAGGUUUGGUAAAUAUGCUAGAUUAGUGGCAAUGCCUAAAACAGCGAAAACGGAGUAUGUGAUUAGACUCUUCAAGGAGAAUGGGGUCAGGGACUUUGGGCUCCUAAGUCUAUUGUUAGCAACAGGGAUGUCAGAUUCACAAUUACGUAGUGGGAAGAGUACUAGCCCAUACACCCCUGAGCAGCAAGAGAAGAUGGUCACCUUAGUUAAAGAGAACAGGGAGAGAAAAGAGCGCGAGAAGCAAGCGAAGCUAAAGGCUAUCGCAGACAAGCAGCCGGCGAAGAUGAAGGAAUUGGAGGAGGAGAUGGAGAAAAAGAAGAAGGUUGUUGAAGAAGAAGCGACAGCAGAAGAAGAAAAAGAGCGGAUGAGAAUUGAGAGUGGAGAAGGGAGCAGUGGUGGCACGAUGAAGAGGGAUAUAGAUGAUGAGAUUGAGAAGAAGAUAAGCGAGUGGGUCGCUAAUUUUUCGUUGGGAGAAGAGGAGGAGGCGGAGUCUUACGUGACUGAAGAUGAAGAGGCUGCGCUAGCCAGUGAGCUAGCAGCAAUGACAGAUCCAAUGGAACGGCGAGAAAGGGAGGAGGAGCAGAAAUUGGCAUGGAACCUAAGGAUGAAGAGGGAGAAGAAGAGGAGGAGAGAGGAAGUGAACAAAAUGACCGCAGAGGUAGCAAAGGUGCAGGAGGUAUUGGGCCAGCCGGAUGAUAAGGCCAAGUGGGAUAAGGUCUUGGAGAAGCUGAGGGAGGCUGACUUCAAGAUCAAUCCUAAGAAGUGGGAGUGGGCCAAGACACAAGUCUUGUACUUGGGCCACGUACUAGACGGAGAUGGCAUCAAGCCAGAGGACAGCAAGAUCGCGGCGAUUAGAGACUGGCCGACGCCCCACACAUUGAUAGAGUUGUGGUCGUUGCUAGACCUAGCUAAUUAUUAUAGAAAGUUCGUCAGGAACUUCUCCACUAUCGUUGCUUCCCUGCGCCGGUUGCUUAAGAAAGAGGCAAUCUGGCAAUGGGAUAAAGAUUGUACAUCUGCGCUCAAAAAGUUAAAGCGCGCGUUAAUAAAGUACCCUGUCCUCAAAGUAGCUGAUCCGUCUUUGCCUUUUGUCAUCACCACGGACGCAAGCCGGUAUGGGAUAGGCGCCGUGUUGCAGCAAGACGACGACAAUGGCUAUAGACCCGUAGAGUUCAUGUCCGCGAGGAUGCCCUCAGAGAAGGUAGCCACCUCGACGUACGAGAGAGAACUCUACGCUCUCAGGCAGGCUUUAGAGCACUGGAAGCAUUACCUGCUUGGGAGGCACUUUAAAGUGUAUUCUGACCACGAAACGCUUAGAUGGUUAAAGACCCAGGCCAAGAUGACACCGAAGUUGACUAGGUGGGCCGCAGAGAUAGACCAAUAUGACUUUGAGCUUAAGCCAGUGAAGGGCAAGUACAACGUAGUUGCGGACGCUCUGAGUAGGAGAUCAGACUACUUUGGAGCCAUAGUACACUAUCUGGAUAUAGGGAGAGACCUGCAGGAGAAAGUGAAGCAAGCAUAUGCGCAGGACCCUAUCUAGAGCGACCUCCUAAAGAGAGUUAGAGAGGCCCUCAGAGACUGAGCCAGAUUACCGCACUACAGAUGGG